Molecule: messenger RNA, 1833 nt
Organism: Metarhizium acridum CQMa 102
Lineage: Eukaryota; Fungi; Ascomycota; Sordariomycetes; Hypocreales; Clavicipitaceae
Biological process (GO): positive regulation of transcription by RNA polymerase II
Cellular component (GO): nucleus
Molecular function (GO): transcription cis-regulatory region binding; DNA-binding transcription factor activity, RNA polymerase II-specific; zinc ion binding
Source: RefSeq, a predicted model, not a curated record
AUGAGGGCUGUGCCCAUCAUCCGCAGCAGGACCGGCUGCUUCACAUGCCGGCGCCGGAAGAAGAAGUGCAACGAGGAGAAGCCCGUCUGCAGCGGAUGCAAGCGAAACAAGUUGGAGUGUAACUGGCCGGCCGGGUUGCCGGUACGGGAACAUGGACAAGGACAGCCUCGUGGUCGGGAGAGAGCUCCAUCGACGACGUCAAAACCUGCCGCUUCUGCUGCCGCGGCGGCAACGCCUGUUCCGCGCUCACCCAGGCAAGAUGACGUACAAUCACCAGUGAGCCCGGCCUUGCAGCGGCCACAGCUGGCGGCGUCUCCUCGGCAUGGGAGCAUUGGAGCGGAGGUUGUGUUGCAGAAUGAUGGCGAGAGCUCGGCUGCUCGACGAUUUUCCAAUGGACCGUCGGAUGGGUCGUCGUCUGGGGCCAGCGGUGGCAGCGUCAGAAACGGCGACCAGACGGAGGAUGACUUGGAUAACGCAGUGUCUCCAGUAUCUCCAUUGUCGCCCUUUGGGGGUCUUCUGGCCCUUGACGUGGAUAGUGCCUCGCAACAGCGGCGUAUGUCGGACGUAUCUGGCAUCUCGCCGUUCGCAUUUAUCCCUGGUCGGGAAGGCUUCAGCGGCGAAAGCCUCUAUCUACACGACAACAUCCCCAUGAAUAUGAGCCUGUUGCCAUCGCAUGGCCAUGAUUCCUUUGAGCUGUUGAGCUACUACCUUGAACGCACGGCGAAUAGCAUGGGCAACGGGUCAACAGACAUUAACCCGUUUGUUGCGAAACUCAUCCCUCUUGCCUUCUCCGACCCUCUUGUAUUGCAUCUUAUUCUGGCGCAAAGCGCUGUGCAUCGACAAUCCGCCAAGCAGUGCGGAUCGGGCGGCGAAGUGGCAACCCGAUAUUACGCAGAUUCGUUACGAAUGUUUCGGAAUCUCGUUGGGGAAUAUGUCUCAGGGAAAGAAGGCACCAAUCUUGUCGUGACUGUCGGCAGUCUUAUUCUAUGUCUAACAGAGGUUGCCAGAGGCGAUGUGCGCGGCACUAUAUUCGAUCAUCUGGCAGCGUCUAAAUCUCUCUUAACAAGUCUCCUCAGCCGACCUGGACCGGAAUCCACUGACGACCUGCCAGAGUUUCUCGUGGAGUACUACAUGCACAUGGUGGCAUCUAGCAUGAUGUCCAAAGACCCGCGAGGUAGCUCCCAGCCAGCCCUUAGCCCGGCCAUCGAGAACGCCGCCAAACUGUUGUUGGAGAAGAAUUACAUGGGACAGCUCUGCGGGUGCUGGCUGGAAAUACUGACGCUGAUACCCCAAGUGUUCCAGCUCGGACACAACAUGCUGCGGACAGGCGACGAGCCCGGACUGGCCACUUCACCCGACGAUAUCAUCACUUUUGGCCUGCUGCAGUCGCAAAUCUUGGGAUUCAUUCCCUCCCUCGUGGCAAGCACCAACAGCCAACUGGCCGGCCUCAUAUUCAAGCAAGCAACGCUUCUCUACCUCUGGAGCAUCUUUGGCACGCCUCGACAGGCAGCGCAGCAGACCAUGCAAGCAGACCUCAUGAACGGUGCCGUGUUGGAGGCUGUGGCGCUGUUGAACCAACUGCCGGCGUCGGAACGGGUCAAUACCAGUCUCUGCUGGCCAUUGACCGUGAUAGGUUGCUGCACAACGAACCCAGAUGUACAGCAGACGUUGCGGGCUCGUCUAGAAACGAUGAUUGAAACGAUUGGGCUGGGAAAUAUGCGGCAGACGCUGACACUGCUGGAACAUGUUUGGGAGCAGCCGCCUGCGGACAUCAGUCCCUGGACGCUGCGGGCGGUGAUGCAACGAUACGAGAUUUGGAUAUCUUUUGCGUGA